CAUCAUUCUUCUGGAAGCUGAUGCACGUGGCUGGGGGGGGGGGGCUGAAAAUGGGCUGGGUCAUCUGGAGGAAGCAUAAAGGUGACAAUUACAACUUACUUCCUUCUUCCCUUUCCAGAGCUGGUGCUGUGGGCUGCGGCUGCUUUCUGCUCCAGGUCCCCCAGGCCAUGAAUGCGCCCCGAGCAGCCAAGGCACAGUGGCCCUGGCGUCCAUGCCUCACCGGCCUGCUGCUGCAGCUGCUGUUGGCUCUCUGCUUCUUCUCCUACAUCCGAGUGUCCUACGACCAACCCGGCCCCCCAGCUCCUGGUAGCUCCCCAGAACCAGCCUCCACCCCAGCUACCCCUGUCCCCAGGCCCCUCCUCAUCUUACUGUGGACAUGGCCCUUCCACAAGCCGGUGGCUCUGCCCCCCUGCUCCAAGAUGCUCCCAGGCACGGCCGACUGCCGGCUGACCACCAAACGGAGCCUGUACCCCCAGGCAGAUGCCGUCAUCAUCCACCACCGCGAAGUCAGCGCCAAUCCCAGGUCACUGCUGCCACCUCAGCCGAGGCCCCCAGGCCAGCGCUGGGUGUGGUUCAGCAUGGAGUCGCCCAGCCACUGUAGCCGGCUGUCAGAGCUGGAUGGUCACUUCAACCUCACCAUGUCCUAUCGCACUGACUCUGACAUCUUCACGCCCUAUGGCUGGCUGGAGCCGUGGACAGACCCUCCGGUCCAGACCCAGGUCAACCUGUCUGCCAAGACUGACCUGGUGGCCUGGGCUGUGUCCAACUGGAACUCCAAGUCGGCUCGGGUGCUGUACUACCUGAGCCUUCAGAGUCACCUCCAUGUGGACGUGUAUGGCCGAGGUCACAUGCCGCUUCCCCAACGGGACAUGAUGCAGACACUGGCCAGGUACAAGUUUUACCUGGCAUUCGAAAACUCCCUCCAUCCAGACUACAUCACAGAGAAGCUGUGGAGGAAUGCUCUGGAAGCCUGGGCUGUGCCUGUGGUCCUGGGGCCCAGCAGGAAGAACUAUGAACGCUUCCUGCCCCCUGACGCCUUCAUCCACGUGGAUGAUUUCCAGAGCCCAAAGGACCUGGCUCAGUACCUGCAGGAGCUAGACAGGGAUAGCCUGAGCUACCAGCGUUACUUCCGCUGGAGGAAGACGCUCAGGCCUCGCUUGUGGAGCAUGUCCCUUGCCUUCUGCCAGGCAUGCAGGCAGCUGCAGUGGGACCAGAGGUACCAGACGGUCUCCAGUGUGGCCUCUUGGUUCCAGUGAGGUGGCUGGCCAGGGUCCUUCGGUCAGUGUCCUACCCAAAGUCAUCAUCUGUAGCCACUGGGUGACAGACACCUUGUGUUGGCUAGUUUUAUUUCAACUUGAUACAAGCUAGAGUCAUGUGGGUUGAUGGAGCUACAAUUGAGACAAUGUCCCCAUCUAAUUGGCCUGUGGGGUGUUUUCUCAAUUAGU
Molecule: messenger RNA, 1445 nt
Organism: Peromyscus maniculatus bairdii (prairie deer mouse)
Lineage: Eukaryota; Metazoa; Chordata; Mammalia; Rodentia; Cricetidae
Product: 4-galactosyl-N-acetylglucosaminide 3-alpha-L-fucosyltransferase FUT6-like
Cellular component (GO): membrane
Molecular function (GO): alpha-(1->3)-fucosyltransferase activity
Source: RefSeq, a predicted model, not a curated record